This is a messenger RNA of Aspergillus ibericus CBS 121593, 850 nucleotides long. RefSeq lists its product as uncharacterized. The transcript has 2 exons. Lineage: Eukaryota; Fungi; Ascomycota; Eurotiomycetes; Eurotiales; Aspergillaceae. The record is from RefSeq and is a predicted model, not a curated record. Bases 92 to 688 code for a protein of 198 amino acids.
CACAACCCAGCUAAACAAUAACACAAACCCAUCGUUAGCUAAAGAAAUUAAAUCCCCCAAACCAACCCAAGCAAUCUACCACACAGACCCAAUGGCUGCACCCGAAACCCUCCGGUCCAUUCUCUGCGCCGAGACAUGGCUUUGGAAUGACGGCACAACGUCCAUCACCUUCUACGAGAACGGUACCGGCAGGCUAGUCUGCACGACCGAAUUAACCGCCUGGAUCGUCGCCGAACUCGACUGGAAGGCGCACGAUCCCUCCCAUCUCGACCAAGUCGUCACUCUCGACAACAGCAGCUGGAACCCCACGACUAUCAGCGACUUCAGCAUCGAAAUGACACUCACGACGCGCCGUCCCCCAGACGGACCCGCAUCCGACUACCCGGGCAGGGUGAAUGAGCAUUGGCUCCAUGACAAUGCCUUCCGACCCAAGACAUACCAUCUGAAACUGGAGCAAGGUAGAUUCCGAAACCAAUUUGACAUCAUGCACAAGGUGCGCGAUGGCUUGCAGUAUGCCUUGCGGCUGGUCUUCGAUCCAUCGCCAUUGCCGCCCGACGGGGAAUGGAAUGAGGAGAGUCAUGGGCCGCAUGCGAUGAAGUUGUGGGAGUAUACGCAGUUUAAUGCGAGGAAGUAUGAGGAGAAGGAUUUGGGGUUGUGGGAUAAAUUGAUGGUGUGGUAUGAGAAGUGAGGGGGCGUGGAUUAACGUAUAUGAUGGAAUCUAAUCGGAUAUUGGUCGUGUCUAAUAAUAUUCAAUGCCCGUCCCAUCCAGGCUGAGUCCCGGAUCCCAACCUUUUCCUCCGAAUAUAUGGCUUUGGCCAGUGCUGUUCAUGCCUAGCAAGGACUGUGAUUC